Messenger RNA from Sinocyclocheilus grahami, 1254 nucleotides. RefSeq names its product olfactory receptor 52K1-like. Gene Ontology annotation, cellular component: plasma membrane. The record is from RefSeq and is a predicted model, not a curated record. Bases 1 to 1254 code for a protein of 417 amino acids. Lineage: Eukaryota; Metazoa; Chordata; Actinopteri; Cypriniformes; Cyprinidae. Gene Ontology annotation, biological process: G protein-coupled receptor signaling pathway. The transcript is spliced from 3 exons. Gene Ontology annotation, molecular function: olfactory receptor activity; G protein-coupled receptor activity.
AUGAAGGAUCUUUCUGCACAAAAUAUUUCAUUCACAGACUUUAAGCUGAUUGGUUUCUACAGCUUAGGAGAAUGGAGGCCAUUUUUAUUUAUUCCAUUCUUUCUGAUGUUUUUAUUGGCUAUCACAGAAAAUUCUAUUCUCAUAUAUUUAAUCAAAUCUCAAAAGUCUCUUCAUUCUCCUAUGUACGUAUUAAUAGGUGUUAUGGCAGUUUUAGACUUGAUCUUACCAAUAUUUUUUGUACCUAACAUGCUUCUUAGCUUUUUAUUCAAUUGGAGUGGCAUAUCUCUGACUGGUUGUUUGAUACAAAUGUUUGGCAUUCAUUUUGUUGGAGCAUUUCAAUCUACUUUGCUUUUGUGGAUGGCACUGGAUCGUUACUUUGCAAUAUGCAAACCACUUAAUUAUCAUAAAUACAUGGAAAUUGCUAACUUUUCAAAAUUUGUUUUUGUGCCAUUAAUCAGAAAUGGAUUUCUGAUGGUCACUAUGGUCUCUUUAGCAGGAAAACUGACAUUUUGUAGAAAUAUGAUCGAUCACUGUUUAUGUGAGCACAUGGCAUUGGUUCAGUUAGCCUGUGGAGAUAUAUCUGUUAAUAACAUUGUAGGACUUCUGUCUGCUUUCAUAAUCCCAACUACUGAUUUUAUUCUCAUUACAAUUUCAUAUGUUGUGAUUUUUACCUCUGUGUUUAGAUCUGGUAAGGCUCAUUUUAAGGCCAUAAAUACCUGCAUUACCCACAUCAUUGUUAUGACACUUAGUUUGACUUCUGCCUUGAUUGCAUUUAUGUCCUACAGAAUAAGGAGUAAUGUUUCUUCUAGCAACCGUACAUUUAUGAGCAUAAUAUACAUUAUGUUUCCAAGUUGUUUCAACCCAAUAAUCUAUGGGUGGAGAACAAAAGAAAUAAGACAAACGUUUCUCAAAUUUAUAAAGAAAAGAAAGAACUAUGAUGUGGGGAACUGGGAAUUGCUGGCCAUGAAAGCAGCUUUUGAGGAGUGGCAGCACUGGCUAGAAGAAAAAAAACAUCCCUUCCUGGUCCUGACAGAUCAUAGAAAUCUAGAGUAUCUUCACAUGGCCAAAAGACUCAAUCUCAGACAGGCCAGACCGAUUACCCUUGUGUCAAACCCCAUUGCCUUGCCCACUACUUAUCACAUCACUCCCACCUUUCACGUGUCUCUGUUGAAGCCUGCUGGUGGACCAAGAGGGCAGGAGGAAGAGGACAGUGACCAGGUCCCCCACUACCCCGUGUGCCUUGUCCCUUGUUAG